Molecule: messenger RNA, 3149 nt
Organism: Drosophila busckii
Lineage: Eukaryota; Metazoa; Arthropoda; Insecta; Diptera; Drosophilidae
Gene: Vrp1
Product: verprolin
Molecular function (GO): actin binding
Source: RefSeq, a predicted model, not a curated record
AUGGCCAUACCGCCACCACCGGGACCACCGCCACCACCUGGACCGCCGCCGCCUGCAAUGGGCGGCCUCAAACUGGGCGGCGGCGGCGGCGGAGCUGAUCCACGCUCCGCUUUGCUCAAUUCCAUACAGAAAGGCACAAAGCUGCGCAAGACGCAAACUGUGGACAAGAGUGGACCAGCGCUGUCGGGACGCGUAUGCGAUGGCAGCAGCGAUGCCAGCGCCACGCCCUCCGCCAAGCGCACGCUGAACAACAACAACAACAGCAGCAGCAACAAUAACAACAGCAACAUUGGCAAUGGAGCACCCAAGCUGGGCGGCCUCUUCGAAGGUCUCUCCCAAAUGCCCAAGCUAAAGCCAGUGAAUGGACUGCGUGCAACAGCAGCAGCAGCGCCAACAACAGCAACAACGAACUCAACGCGUAGCAAUAGCCCCCCCACCGCCAAUGUCGCUGCCGCCGCCGCCGCCGCCAAUGGACCCAUGGACUUUAACAGCGAACUCACUAAGCAUUUAACAUUGAAGCGCCAAAAACAGCAGCAGCAGCAACAAUCGACAACAACAACAACAACAGCAACAAGCAACAACACACAUAUCAAUGCAACUGAAGCUAAUUUGAGAACAAAUCGCGGACCACCACCGCAACCGCCAAAGCAGAACUCCAACGAUUUCAUAUUGGAUCGCAUGAACAUACCGCGCACACCGGCGACGCCGCCCACAACGAGCAGCGUCAAUGCCAAUGGCAAUGCCAAAGCCAAAACCGGCUCGCCCACGCUCUCGGAGAGCAGCAGCAGCGGCGGCGGCAGCGUUAAAAGCAAAGCAGCCAAUCUUAGUAUAUCGUUAGGCAGUAAUUUUGUAAAUAGUUCAAUUACAAAAACAACAACAACAACGACAACAAGUGCAACAGCAGCAGCAACUACAACAAGCAUAAAUCGCACAACUUCAACGGGAACGCUGCGCAAUUUGGCGCCAAAUAAGUCAACGUUGUUUGGUGGUAGUGCUGUUGGUAAUGGUGUUGGCAAUAGUAACUCCCCCACACCCGCAUCCGCAUCCACAUCAAUCGCACAACAACAACAACUGAAGCCUGCCAUUGGCCAUGGCAAGCCAAACUUUGCGCCAAAGCCGCCGGGCCUGCAACAAAUGGCGCUUGCCAAUGGACACCAACGUCCAGUUGUAGCUCGCCACCACAGCAUGAAGUCACCCAGAUCUCCGCCAGCUGCAGGCGCUGUCAACGGUCCCGUCUUUCCCACGCAACAACAUUUUGGCACAAUGCGCGCGCCACUGCAGCAGCCGCUGCUGCUGCAAUCCAGCGACAACAUCAGCGGCAGCACCAACAGCAUCUCGGGCAGCAUGCGCUGCGCCCCCAACCCGCCAAAGUCACGUCCCUCAGUGAAGCCACCGCCGCCUCCGACGCCAGCGCGCAGCAUUAGCAACAGCAAUUUGAGCAGCGCUGCGGCGCCAUUUAGUGCGGUCAACACCACUUUGGUGCAGAGUGUAAUGAACAGUCAGGCGUCAUCGCCAUCGCCACCACCAGCACAGCCGCCGCCAUCGAACUCCAGCAGCAGCAGCAGCGUGGCCGCUCUGCGAGAUCAGUUCCGCGUAGGCGGCGCUGCAACGCCGCCAACACCGCCAGCCAGCGCACAGGCGGCCAAGUCGACACAUUUGCGGGAAAAGGUUAAUCCCAUUAUAUUGAAUGGUGGACCAAUCAAUCCGCUGCCAUUGCCGCCGCAUCGCAGCUGCCCGCCGCCACCGCCGCCGCAGCGACAGUCGAGCAAUCCUGGCAGCAAUCAGCAGCAGCAACAGCAGGCGCCUGUGCCGCCCCAGCGCCACUCCUCGAUACGAGCGAAUACGCCAUUGACGCCGCCUACGCAUUUGGCAAAUGCGACGCACAAUUUUGGCAGCAGCGGAGUACUGUCCAGCUCAACGGCUUCAACGGGCGCUUCAGUGGGUCGACUGGUCAUUGAUUUGGAGGCCAAGUUUGGCAAACGAUUUCAUAAUGUAACCGAGUUUCCCAAGCCGCCGCCGUAUCUAAGUAUACAAAAAGUCUAUCCUAGUCUAUCCACGCUUAAAGCAACCAAUGCAGCAGCAACAAAUGUGACGCCAAGCAGCAACAUAAAUAACAACAAUAACAGCAGCAGCAGCAGCAGCAACAACAACAGCACUGCUGCUUGCAACAACAAUGCAAGUGCCACGCCUGUGCUGAAGCCCGCCUAUGCGCCACUCAAAAAGCAUCGCGCACCACCGCCUCCGCAAGCGGGCGUAGCCGCCGCCGCCGUGUCUGUCAUAAGGCAGUCGAGCUUUCUUUAUGGUGGCAACAAUGCCACAGCUGGCGCUGGCGCUGCAGUGCGUCCGCAGUCGCAGCCGGCGCAAAGCGUGCCACGCAAUUCGACGGUCUAUUAAGUCGGCCAAACGUAUCGUUUAUGCUUUGUAUAUAACUCUAUAACUAUAUGUGUGUAACUAUUUGUUGUUGUGUGCCCGCGACGUCGUCAAUAUGUUUGUAAAUCGAAAUUGUUAAGUGUGUCUAUGUAAAAAUUGCAUUAUAAAAUAUACUAAAAGAAAAUUAUCAACUAAGAGAACUAAAGCCUUGGCACAUUUUGCACUAACGUUGUUGCCCAUUGUAAGAGCUUAAGUUAGUUUGAGGCAGCUUGAAAAGCUAUUGAGAGUAUGAGAGAGCAUCGGCGUCUUCCCAAGCACACACAGCCCAGAGAGCACACAAGCAAAUUGCAAUAAAAAGUUUAUAUUUAUAUAUCUAGUUGUAUUAACUCUGUAUAUAUCAAGUAACUAGCUGCAUUUUUGAGUUAUUUUAGACCAAAGUUAGUCAAUUUAGCCAAGUGAAAGACACACACACACAAAAUAUCCUUUUAUAUAUGCGCGCCCAUUUAGCAGCGUUUAUCUAUCUUACUAGACUGAGCAAGAAAUGUUACAAUUCCCCAAAUAAAGCCCCUUAUUAAAUAUAUUAAUGUAAAAUUAUAGUUAACUAAGCUGCUACUAACAAAAGCAAAAGCACAAACACUUGCAGUAUAAUUCCAACGAAUUCAACACAUUCAAAAAUUUGAACAUUAUAUUUUUUGUAAUGCUAUUCGAACUAACCCGUUGAAUAUUAUAUAAAUUGGAAAGUUAUUCGUUGAACAAACAAAACAGAAAAGGGCAAUAUU